This is a messenger RNA of Schistosoma mattheei, 1191 nucleotides long. NCBI's taxonomy places the organism in Eukaryota, Metazoa, Platyhelminthes, Trematoda, Strigeidida, Schistosomatidae. The record is from the annotation of a GenBank genome assembly.
UUAUUCAGUUUCGUGUUUUAAUCACUUCUCAUUAGUAUUAAAUACAAUCUAGGUGUUCUUGAAUGUAGAGCGAUUUCAAUUUGUAGUUGUAUAUAUGAUAAUAGAAUAAUUUACUUAGUUGAAUUUAGAUCUCACAUGUUGACCGAACUUCAAUCGAUAAGAAUAUCUUAAUUAAUCUCUAUAUUAUGGUCACAUGAAUAGAUAAUGGAAUUCGUAACAAAUUCUAGUGUUUUUGUUUUCAAUUUGUUAUCAUUUAUAAUACAAACUAUACACUUAAUUUAAUGGUAAAUGAAAAGAAGAAGAAGAAGACUAAAAUAGAUCCAAUUUCAUUGAACUCAAAUAAAAGAUGAUGCAUACGGUCAAGAUUUGUAUAUGUUAAAUAGAUGUUUAGAUGAUAUUGAAUGGUUUGAAAAGAAUUUUAGAAAAAGUUUUAGAUCUUCACCAGACGAACUUGACAAUAAACAUACUAUAAAUGUAAAACAAAAUAAUGAUGAACCGCCAGAUUCUACUGUAGCGAUCGAUUCUUUACAAAAAGUUAAAUAUGCAUUAAAUAUUAUUGAAAAGAUUCGUAAAUCAGUACCAUAUAUAUCAAAAGAAAUUUUUGUUUAUUUAAUAAGAAUUGUUCGUAAAGUUCAUACAGUUGCAAAAUCAAAACAAAUUACUAAUUACAAUUCUAAUAUUGUAGUUGAUGUAAUUGAACCGUUAUUGAAUGAAAAUACUAUUACGUCAAUAUUUAAAUUAUUAUCAGUUAAAACAAAAGAAUUAUGGUUAGAUCUUGGACCUGCAUGGAAUACACCAAGCUCAAAGUGGCCCAAUCCACUGAAUAUUUAUAUGCCAAUAUUUUAUCAUCCAUUGAAAAAAAGAUCUAGACAUAGAUCAAAUGAAGUGAUUAGUCGAAAUCCAGUAUUUAAUUCACGAAUAGUUCUGAAAGGAGCAUCAGAAAUCAAUGAUGAAUAUGAACCACGUUUUCAUGGUGGUUUGCGUUAUUUCCGCAUUGAUGAUAAAGAAUAUUUGGCCUAUCAACGAUUUCGAAAAAGAACUAAACAACAUGAUGAAUCUCUAGGUAAAUAUAUUACACGUGAUCCACAAUCAGUUCAUAGUUAUACUAAUAAUAAUAAUAUAAAUGGGAAUCAAGAUUAUGUGAUCAAGUUAUCUGAUCAUCAUAAAAAAAAUUGGACUUUGAACGAUUAG